AUGUUACCUCGUCGAACGCUUGUUGCUCCAGAACAUUCACCAUUAAUUAUUGUUGAUAAACCAUCAGCUUAUUCUGAACGCUUUGACUUUAUUGGUGCGAUGAAUGGAUCGCACGCAAUUGCUUGCAUGACUUUAACACCUACCGAUCGUAGAAAUAGAAAUGUCAAAGGUGUCAGAAAAGAAGUAGUCAAUGAAUGGAUUGUCGAUACAUUAGCACCAGCAAUUAAUCAAUUAGGUACUGAUAACAUGUAUUUGAUAUGUGAUAAAAGUCGAGCUCAUAACAAGACAAAUAUGAUGCAAGCAUUAAAGGCUGAAAUAGAAAUCAUAUUUACGGAUGCACUGGAAUCUGGUGAUCGAGCAAAAGCAAUGAAACGUCUGCGUGUUCCACCUCUUGAUGAAAAAGGUUCAUCAAAGGUAGCAUUUCGUUUUGGAAUGCUUGUCGGAAUGCUCUGCCUUUUAUUACUAAUUUUAUCCAUACUUGCCACUCAAUUAAAUACAAGUCAAUCCAACCAUCCGCUAGCCUGGCGUCCGGCACUUCUUCUAUACCGUUCUACAUGUUUGAUUAUUAUUCAUAUUAUUUUUGCCGGCAUUAAUAUUUAUGGUUCGUCAUCAUCUGGUGUCAAUCAUGUUCUUAUAUUUGAAAUCGAUUCACGCCAUCAUUUAACCUAUCAACGUGUACUUGAAAUUGGAACAUACCUUUUUGUUUUCUGGUUUCUCAGUUUUAAUGGAUUCAUUCUUGCAUCGUAUUUCGAUUGGUAUCCUUUUAUACAGCCACUCUUAUUCACUGCAUUAAUGAUUCUCUUUAUUAUCAAUCCAAUACCAAUACUAUAUCGUAGGACACGCUUCUGGUUUUUAAAAAAAUUAGCUCGUGUUUUUUUGGCUCCUUUCCAUUCUGUUGGUUUUACCGAUUUUUGGCUAGGUGAUCAGCUUACUUCACUUGAAUUAAUAUUUUACGAUUUAGAAUCGUUCUUCUGUUUCUAUAUUUCUCAUCGUCAAUGGUGGUCAUCAAAUUUAACAUCUCCAGCAGUACAUAAGGGCCUAUUUUGCAUAGGUUGGUCCGAGGUUUUCUUACAAACUAUCCUUCUAAUGCUACCAUCUUGGUUUCGUUUUGCACAAUGUUUACGACGAUAUCAUGAUAGUAAACAUACAUUUCCACAUUUGGUCAAUGCAGGUAAAUACGCUGCUGGCUUUUUCAUUAUAAUUACCAACUCCUUACGACGUGCUACCAUUACCACGUAUGAUGAUAAUGAAAUGAAAAAUCUAUUUCUUUACAUAUGGGUUAUUACUACGAUUGUUGGUUCUACCUACAAACUUGUCUGGGACCUCAAAAUGGAUUGGGGUUUUUUCGAUAAAAAUCCCGGUGUCCAUAAGUAUUUACGCGAUCAUCUUGUUUAUUCACGAAAAAUUUAUUACUAUGCAGCUAUUGUAGAAAAUAUUUUAUUUCGAUACAUUUGGACAAUCAAUAUAUUUAUUCAUUUUCAUGAACAAUCAGCCGAAUACGCUGAUUUGAUCGGGUUUUAUUUUGGUGUCGCCGAAAUAUUUCGCAGAUUUAUUUGGAAUUUUUUUCGUUUGGAAAAUGAACAUUUGAAUAAUUGUGGUCAAUUUCGUGCUGUACGUGACAUUUCAAUUUCACCGAUCUCGACGAAUAUCGAUUGUGGAUUCAUUGGCUAUAAACGAAAAGAAAAACCAGGCACUCAACGUUGA
Molecule: messenger RNA, 1704 nt
Organism: Rotaria sp. Silwood2
Lineage: Eukaryota; Metazoa; Rotifera; Eurotatoria; Philodinida; Philodinidae
Source: the annotation of a GenBank genome assembly